Molecule: messenger RNA, 1743 nt
Organism: Impatiens glandulifera
Lineage: Eukaryota; Viridiplantae; Streptophyta; Magnoliopsida; Ericales; Balsaminaceae
Product: zinc finger MYM-type protein 1-like
Exons: 3
Coding region: 1-1743 (580 amino acids)
Molecular function (GO): protein dimerization activity
Source: RefSeq, a predicted model, not a curated record
AUGUGCAAAGGAAACGAUCACCAGGAAUUCUACGAGCCUAAGAUUCUCGCCAUUGGGCCUUACCACCAUGUAAAACCUAACCUAGAUUCCAUGGAGAAAAAGCUCCCAAAAAAUGCAAAGUAUACUUCUCCGGAUAUUCAGAAAGAUGUAUUGAAUGUUAUUGCCAACCAAGUGAGAACAAAGAUUCGCCAAGAGAUCGGGGAUGCCAAAUUCUGCAUUUUAGUUGACGAAGAAAGAGAUGCAUCUAACAAGGAGCAGAUGUCUAUUGUGUUAAGAUUUGUGGAUAUUGAUGGGGUUUUACGAGAACCGUUCUUUGCCAUUGUAAAUGUGGCUGAUACAACUGCUACAACACUUAAGAAAGAAAUAUCUGAUGUUCUUGGUCGUUAUGACUUGCAUAUCCAUAACAUGAGGGGACAAGGAUACGAUGGUGCUAGCAAUAUGCGUGGCUCUUGGAAUGGAUUACAGGCUCUUUUUUUGAAAGAAUGUUCAUGUGCAUAUUAUGUACAUUGUUUUUCUCAUCGGCUUCAACUAGCAUUAAUUGCGGCUGCCGAAAAAGAGGUAUCUAUUUGGUUAUUUUUUUCGAAAUUGAAUUCUAUAUGUAAUCUUAUUAAUGCAUCUCCUAAAUGUCAUGUCGAGUUACAUUUUGCUCAAAGAAAUGAAAUUGCACAUAUGGUAGCUACUGGUGAACGUGAUACCGGUAGAGGUUGUAAUCAGAUUGGAAAUUUAUUACGGUCAGGAAAGACUCGUUGGAGUUCUAAUUUUGACUCACUUUGUAGCAUGGUUGAUAUGUAUGGCUCUGUGAUCACUGUUUUAGAAAAUAUGGUGGAUGAGGGGUCUUCUAACUCCAUUCGUGGUGAAGCUAGUGGUUUGUUGAUUACGAUGAAGUCUUUUGAUUUCAUAUUCAUUCUACACUUAAUGAAAAAGAUAAUGGGAUUAACAAAUCUACUUUUUCGAGCAUUGCAAGAGAGAUCUCUAGAUAUUUUAAAUGCAAUGGAGCAUGUUUCAACUACUAAAACUUUGCUUCAUGUUUUGAGAGAGCAAGGGUUUGAUAAUUUACUCGGUUGCGUGGAAGAAGUUUCUAAAAAGUAUGACAUUGAGAUACCUCAGAUGGAAGCUUGUUACAAAUCUAGUAGAAGUCGUUCUUGUCAACAAAAGGAUUCGAUUACAGUUACGCACCACUAUCAAUUUGAUCUAUUUGUUGCUGCAAUAGAUUUUCAAAUUGAAGAGCUCAAUAGUAGAUUCAAGGACGAGGCAGUCGAACUUCUUAAGCUCAGUGGUGCUUUGGAACCUAAAGACAACUUUAAACUUCUUAAUGUUGAUCACAUCUAUCAACUUGCUGAGAAAUUCUAUCAUCUAGAUUUUGAUGCACAAGAUUUUCACCACUUGAGAACACAAUUGGCUCACUAUGAGUUUGACAUGCCCGUCAAUGAAAGAUUUCAAAAUUUAUCAACUAUUUCUGAAUUAUGUCGAAGAUUAGUUGAGACAAAUAAGUCAAAAACCUACAAUUUGAUCGAUAGGUUGAUUCGUCUUGUUUUAACUCUUCCCGUUUCUACAGCAACAACAGAUCGAGCAUUUUCAGCUAUGAAGCUCGUGAAAACAACUCUUCGUAACAAGAUGGAAGAAAAGUUUUUAACAGAUUCUAUGAUCGUCUAUAUUGAACGAGAGUUGUCUGAAAACAUUGAUAAUGAUACAAUAAUUAAAGAAUUUUAUUCUAAGAAGAAUAGAAGGGCACAACUUCAAUAA